This is a messenger RNA of Scylla paramamosain (green mud crab), 1276 nucleotides long. RefSeq names its product otogelin-like protein. The coding region runs from base 171 to 995 and encodes 274 amino acids. Lineage: Eukaryota; Metazoa; Arthropoda; Malacostraca; Decapoda; Portunidae. The record is from RefSeq and is a predicted model, not a curated record. The transcript is spliced from 10 exons.
AGGGGUGAUUGGGGGGGGAGGAAGGAGUCACACAGGGGUUAACACUUGAAGGUCUCAUUACAUCACAACUGAACAUAUCCAGCCGCUAUAUAACCAGCCGCUGCGAGGAGCCUGUUCAGUCCUGACAGUGACAUCUUAUCUCCAUCAGAAGUCAUUUUCACACCUUCGUCAUGAGGUUCUCAGUAAUGUUUCUGUUCCUCUUGGGAGUGGUGGGCGUGAGCCUCGCCUUGUACAUGCCCAACGAUAACCUCCGCAACAGAAUAAACAAGGGAUGUGAAUGCUGCUGUUGUUGUUGCGAAAAGGAUGAAGUGAAAAUUCCGUUCCCUUUCCCCCGUGAUUCUGCCGAUCUUAAUCGAAUAAACAAGGGGUGUGGGUGCUGCUGUUCUUGUUGCGAAAAGGAUGAAGUGAAACCUCAGAUCCCUUUUCCCCGUAAUUCUGGCGAUCUUAAUCGAAUAAACAAGGGAUGUGAAUGCUGCUGUUGUUGUUGCGAAAAGGAUGAAGUGAAAAUUCCGUUCCCUUUCCCCCGUGAUUCUGCCGAUCUUAAUCGAAUAAACAAGGGGUGUGGGUGCUGCUGUUGUUGUUGCGAAAAGGAUGAAGUGAAACCUCAGAUCCCUCUUCAAAGUAAUUCUGGCAAUUUUAAUCGAAUAAACAAGGGGUGUGAAUGCUGCUGUUGUUGUUGCGAAAAGGAUGAAGUGAAAAUUCCGUUCCCUUUCCCCCGUGAUUCUGCCGAUCUUAAUCGAAUAAACAAGGGGUGUGGGUGCUGCUGUUGUUGUUGCGAAAAGGAUGAAGUGAAACCUCAGAUCCCUCUUCAAAGUAAUUCUGGCAAUUUUAAUCGAAUAAACAAGGGGUGUGGGUGCUGCUGUUGUUGUUGCGAAAAGGAUGAAGUGAAAACUCCGUUCCCUUUUCCCCGUGAUUCUGCCGAUCUUAAUCGGAGAAGUGAGAAAGAGAAUGCAGCCAAAGCACAACUUCGACAACCCGAAGUGGUCUGGACAUAAUCUUCAUCCACUUUUAUCCACUUCCACCUGAUCACCCUGUCCUGAUUUUCACUGAAAGAAGAAAAUAAUUAUGACGUAUAAAAUGCUAAUUCUUUUGUGUCCUUUACUAAGUCGAGUAAACUAUUAUGUCCAUUAAAGCUAGAGUCUUUCACUGGAUGAGUAGAUAGAAGAGUGCAAACUGUUGUCACCUUUGAACUACUAUGCAUAAUAUAUCUACAACGUAACUCUUGAUUUAUGAAUGAUAAAAAUUUGCUGCAAUAAAAAUAUCAACAAACAUACAA